CGUCCAGCCCACGCAACCGAUGUCGACCCGAAUUGAUCCGACGCCUAACCUCCCCGCGCUCCUCGCACCCACCCUCGGGGCCCCGAAGUUGGCCAUCUUGUCUCUCCGACCGCCGACACAGCGUAGUUGGCCUCGGACGCCCGAUUUACGCGCGCGUAUCAUGUCUCAUCUAACCGGAGGAGUUGGACGCGAGUUUUGGCAUGAAUUCCUACAGAUGUACAGAAGUUAUCCGUGCCUUUGGGACGUGAAAGAUCCCUCGUAUCUACGCAAAGACGUGAAAAGAGAAGCGUAUGCAGUCCUACUAGCUAAAGUCAAUGAAGUCGACCCAACAGCGACUUUGGACACCGUGAAGAAAAAGAUUGACAGUUUUCGCACCGCGUUCCGGAGAGAAGAGAAAAAAGUCAUUUUGAGCAUGCAUUCCGGUGCUCUUGAUAAUGAAAUAUAUUCUCCUACGUUAUGGUAUUAUAGAGAGUUAGAAGAAUUUCUUGGCAAUAACACUGAGGAACACAGGAAUUUGAUUAUUUCUAGAGCGUCCUGCAACAAUGAAGAUGAAUGCAGAAUGGUUGAGGUACGGCUAGACGAAGCAACUUUAUCAGAGGAAAGUGAGGAGGAAAAAUAUACGCCACCUUUGAAAAAACGAAUGAAGAUCACCGACAUAAGAUCUGAACACCAACCGUCUAGAAUAUUUGCUCAGUCUAUUCCCGUACCACAAACAGACAUUGAAGAUGAUUGUCACACCUUUGCAGCAAACAUAAAAGUACAAAUGAGAGAAUUAAAUAAAGAUCAAAAGUUUAUAGCUCAAAAAUUAAUAUCCGACGUGAUAUUUUUGGCGCGAACCAACCGGCUGAACUUUAAUUCUUGUGUUAAUAGUAAUUUGCCUUACAGGGUACAUGUUCCUACUAAGUCUGAUCAUUUAGUUUCGACUCCUGACUUAGUGCAAAAUGAAUGUGAGAGUUCUGAUUGCUCUUCUAGUAAAAUAAAACCUUCUCCUGAAAAAUGAU
Molecule: messenger RNA, 1001 nt
Organism: Helicoverpa zea (corn earworm)
Lineage: Eukaryota; Metazoa; Arthropoda; Insecta; Lepidoptera; Noctuidae
Exons: 2
Coding region: 20-1000 (326 amino acids)
Source: RefSeq, a predicted model, not a curated record